Schizophyllum commune H4-8 is the source of this 1455-nucleotide messenger RNA. RefSeq lists its product as uncharacterized. The coding region runs from base 498 to 1235 and encodes 245 amino acids. The transcript has 3 exons. NCBI's taxonomy places the organism in Eukaryota, Fungi, Basidiomycota, Agaricomycetes, Agaricales, Schizophyllaceae. Gene Ontology annotation, molecular function: protein binding. The record is from RefSeq and is a predicted model, not a curated record.
CUCCCGGUAACACCCCUCCAAAUACCGUAUUUCGACGCGGAAAAAAGACAGUAGGGACCUUUGAGCUUGACACUACCCGCCUAUGCUUUUGUUUUGUGCGCUAAUUGGCGGUAAUAGCGGUGAAAGUGGCUAGCUAUGAGGGGAGCAUGGUCCGAUCGAUUUUGAUGGCCAUCAAACACGUGCGUCAUCCACUUCGCCUGCAUUCUGAUCCUUGCCUCCCUCCAGAGCCCAUAAAAGUACCACCACACGAUAGGGGACGUUAGGAGCUUCCUACUCAUCUUUUUCCGAAAGGAAAGCAUCCAGUUUUGAGGGAGUUACCCGGGAGUUUCGAAGAUUUGGCGGGAUUUUCGAAAGACCCGGUGAGAUAUAGUACUCACAACAAUUUGGGUCGAGAGGCCAGACGGAGGCCGACGACACGCCCAAACGACUGCCGCAUCCGCCAACUCGAAUCGUGACCCGACGCAGUCACGGGUAUCACGUGCCCCACCCUGCCUGCCAUGUUCAGACCAGACGCGCUCGAGCUUUGGCGGGGAGAGCGUGCAGAUCCCUCGAUCGUCAUUGCACUUCGACUACGUUUCACGACGAUGGCGAGGGGGCGAGCAAUGCGGCAGGAUGGACGCGUCUGCGAGGCGAAAGACCUCCAUGCCGGCCUCAAGGAGUUCCUCAAAACGCGCGACCCAUGGGACAGGGAGGUCGAGUUUCAGCGGCAAGAGUGCUCUGCGGCGGCGAUAUCUCAGCCUGCUGCUCCUGCAUCCCUACGCGAGUCACGGCGAGUGAGCCAAAGAUGCCGAAACCCACUUCAGCGCAUCGCGGCUAUCGAUCGUGCCAUCCAGCAUGGCGCUCGUCCGGGUCUAAAUAACCAGCGCGGACAUGGUCCGGUCGAACGCCGCAAGCUCACGCAACGCUUCCGCCAAUUCUUGGCCGACAACGACAAGUUCUGGGCACAGUUCGCUGCCCGCUUCCGCCGCGCAUUUGCGCUGUGGGAGGCCAAUCACGCAUUCCUCGAACUCAAGCUGGCUACGCAAGAUGAACUCGAAGGCAAGGAGGACGCUCCGCCACCGACAGCGCGGAACCAGCAUCACUUCCCCGAUCCCCCACUGUACACCGAGCCGAUGACGGACGAGCAACGCCACAGUCAGCUCUCAAUCCUCAGCAAGGCGCUCAUAUGCAUGGGCGACAUCGCGCGCUAUUGGGAGCAGUACAACGAGAGAGGGGGCGCCAGCACGAGCUGCUAGCGCCGCUUAAGCGCGAGCGCGGCGGACGGUGCGGACGGAACAAGGAACCCAACCUGGAACGGCGGCCGCGAACUCAUGACCAGACCCAGUCGUGCUACAAGCACGCGCAACGUCUGGUCCCCGAGGACGGCAAUCCCUCCCACCAGAUGGCGAUUAUUGUGAGCACUCGCGGUGCUGGGGUGCGUCGCAGCGCGCUGCGCGCUGUGGGGGGGGGGGGGGG